This is a messenger RNA of Drosophila teissieri, 1325 nucleotides long. RefSeq names its product 26S proteasome regulatory subunit 10B (gene Rpt4R). NCBI's taxonomy places the organism in Eukaryota, Metazoa, Arthropoda, Insecta, Diptera, Drosophilidae. The coding region runs from base 85 to 1281 and encodes 398 amino acids. The record is from RefSeq and is a predicted model, not a curated record. Gene Ontology annotation, molecular function: proteasome-activating activity; ATP binding; ATP hydrolysis activity. Gene Ontology annotation, cellular component: cytosolic proteasome complex; proteasome regulatory particle, base subcomplex. The transcript has 2 exons. Gene Ontology annotation, biological process: positive regulation of RNA polymerase II transcription preinitiation complex assembly.
UCAAGUUCAAAUUUGACAGACGUCAAAAUCGUAAAGUGAGUGGGCACAAUUUUGAAGUCGUCCUUAAACCAAUCGAAUUCCGGAAUGGCAUCUGCACAAGCAAAUCCCCCAGCGGUCGAGGAGCGGCUGAAGGCGCUGACCAACUACCGCACCAAGCUCCUGGAACACCGCGAGAUCGAGUCCAAUUUGAAGGCUUUGCGGGACAAGCACAGGGUCGUGAAUGCCCAGUACGAGAAGUCCGAGGAGGACCUGAAGGCCCUCCAGAGUGUGGGUCAGAUGCUCGGGGAAAUCCUGAAGCAGCUGACCCCGGAUAACUUCAUCGUGAAGGCUUCGAAUGGACCGCGCUAUGUGGUCGGGUGUCGCCGGCAGAUAAACAAGGAGAAGCUGAAGGCCGGCACUCGGGUUGCCCUGGAUGUGACCACUUUAACCAUUAUGCGCUAUUUGCCGAGGGAGGUGGAUCCCCUGGUGUACAACAUGACCCAUGAGGAUCCAGGCAAUGUAAACUACGCUGAGAUCGGUGGACUUGGUCAGCAAAUCCGUGAGCUUCGCGAGGUCAUUGAACUGCCGCUGCUGAAUCCAGAAAUAUUCCUGCGCGUCGGCAUCAAUCCGCCCAAGGGAUGCCUGCUCUACGGACCACCUGGCACCGGAAAAACUCUCCUGGCGCGCGCCAUCGCCUCCCAGAUGGACGCCAACUUCCUGAAGGUCGUUUCCUCUGCAAUCGUGGACAAGUACAUUGGCGAGAGUGCCCGCCUGAUCCGGGAGAUGUUUGCCUACGCCCGUGACCACCAGCCGUGUAUUAUUUUCAUGGACGAGAUUGACGCAAUCGGAGGACGUCGCUUCUCGGAGGGCACUUCCGCCGACCGAGAGAUCCAGCGCACACUGAUGGAACUGCUUAACCAGAUGGAUGGAUUCGAUGCCCUGGGCCAGGUGAAAAUGAUCAUGGCCACCAAUCGGCCGGAUACCCUGGAUCCUGCUCUGCUGCGUCCUGGGCGACUUGAUCGCAAGCUGGAAAUUCCGCUGCCCAACGAAGUGGCUCGCAUGGACAUCCUCAAGAUUCACGCCGGACCAUUGGCCAAACGCGGCGAAAUUGACUAUGAGGCGGUGGUUAAGCUCUCCGACAUGUUCAAUGGUGCCGAUCUGCGGAACAUUUGCACGGAAGCCGGACUUUUUGCCCUACGCUGCGAUAGGGAGUUCGUCAUUCAAGAGGAUUUUAUGAAGGCCGUUCGCAAAAUAGCGGACAACAAGAAGCUGGAGUCGCGUCUGGACUACAAGCCCAUUUAGGAACCAAUGAGAUAGGCAUUGGCAUCCUGAGGUGUUUGUAAGAA